This is a messenger RNA of Musa acuminata subsp. malaccensis (wild Malaysian banana), 2418 nucleotides long. RefSeq lists its product as uncharacterized. The record is from RefSeq and is a predicted model, not a curated record. Gene Ontology annotation, biological process: protein transport. Lineage: Eukaryota; Viridiplantae; Streptophyta; Magnoliopsida; Zingiberales; Musaceae.
CCCAAUUAAUCCGAGUAGAGUAGGACUUGAGGUCGCGUCAAAGAAUCUCAUCCACGCACCGCCCCUUCCCUCCCCUCCCCCCGCUGUGCCACGCGACGACGGCACGAGCUCAUCGCCGCCUCUCUCGCCGCUGUUGACGGCAGUGAUGGCCCCAUCCUCCGCCUCGGAGAGACCACGCCGCGGCGACGGACUCCCCUUCUUGUGCUCCGCCGGCCGCUCCAUGCAGUCUCUCACCACCAACAUCCUCUCCCACCUCCCCUUCUCUCCCUUCAACCCUAGCCGCACCACCCCCACUACCAAAUCUCCCAUGGCCACUCCACCGGGCGGAUCUGCCUCCGUUACCUUGCCCCUUCUCCUUCCCCCUUCAUCCCUCUCCUCCUCCGCCGGUUCCUCCUCUCACCCUGGCAUGAGCCAGGGCGCGGCGUCGCCGUCGCCGUCGUCGGCUAUCAAGAGCUUUACCUCGGGGGUGAGGAUAGAGGGGCUCGUCUCGAGCUCCAAGGCCGGAGGUGGCCCUGCUUUCGUCGGGCAGGUCUUCAGCAUGCUUGAUCCCUCCGGCAAUGGGCUCAUGACUGUCACCACCCGAUUCGACAUCCCUUUCCUCUCAAAGAGGACACCAGUGUGGAUCAAGAAAAUACUUGCAACAGUUUCAAACAACGAACAGAAAGGCCCUGUUUUUCGAUUUUUCAUGGAUUUAGGUGAUGCAGUUUCAUAUGUUAAACGCCUUAAUAUUCCAACUGGUAUGGUGGGUGCUUGCCGCCUUGAUGUAGCAUAUGAACAUUUCAAGGAAAAGCCCCAUAUGUUCCAAUUUGUUCCAAAUAAAAAACAGGUAAAGGCAGCCAAUAAGCUUCUUAAGCAAAUCCCUAUGAAACAUGGGAAAAGAAGGGUUGAUGGUGUUCCUGUCUUUACAGCCCAGAAUUUGAAUAUUGCUAUAGCAACAAGUGAUGGACUAAAGUGGUAUACACCAUACUUUUUUGAUAAAAGAUUGCUGGACAAUAUUCUCGAUACAUCAAUCGAUCAACACUUUCACACCUUGAUGCAAAACCGACACAUACAACGACGGCGGGAUGUUAUCGAUGAUAAUUUAACAGCAGAUGUAGUUGAGGAAUACAGUGACAGCUUGUUUGAGCCUCCAGAGGUUCAAGAAAUGAUGGAUGAAAUGGGACAAUAUGGAAUACCACUUAGCGUCAUAUCAAAGGCUGCAGAGAUUCAGCUCCUUGAUGUUGUUGACAAAGUACUUCUCGGGAACAAGUGGUUGAGAAGAGCCACUGGUAUUCAACCCAAGUUCCCUUAUCUGGUUGACUCAUUUGAAGAACGGAGUGCCACUUCAUCGCUGAGGUCUUCUUUAUUGGCCACCACAGCUCCUAAUACAGAAGGCUCUGAUAGCGAGCAACCUGAUGUGCAAUUUGAUGCUUCAAGGCGCGGUUCAGACGAUAACCUACAAGGAUGCCAGGCUCAGUCAUCACGUCAAACUGGUUUUCAAUUUCCAUUUUCAAACUUGUUUCAAAAUCCCUGGUCAAGACAACAACAAAAACAGCAAAAUUUCGACAACCAGAUGAAGUCAAAUGCCAGGUCUGAAAGUGGUGCUAUGAAUGAAUUAUUGCUGAAUCCCCUUCUUCCAAAGAUCACAAUGGUUGGCAUCUCAAUGGGCGACGGCCAGAUGAACAAAGCAAACUUGAAGAAAACAAUGGAAGACUUGACAAAGGAGUUAGAGCAAGCAAGUCACAGGUCCAAACUGAUCGAAGACAUGGAUCCCCUUUUCAUAGCAAACGUGGGUGAUUACUCUGGCGUCACAAGGCUGAGUUCUUCGUGAUGCAGAAACCACGAACAAACUAUGGUGAUCAUUAUCCAUUUUUGUUUCAUGCUUUAUGAGUAUACUCAGAAAAGGGCUUCAUUCAGGAGGCUAAGCAAUAGAUCUUGCAGAAGUAGGGGCCAGCUGGAAUUGAUUACUGAUCCAACUCAACUCCUAGAUAUCUGGAUGUGUCCUAACAGGUGGGAGCUAACCAUGAGCACACAUGCGGUGGAUAUCGAUUGUUCUCAGUCAAUUUUGGAUUGGCACCUUUUCCAUUAGUUUACUGUGUUGUUGCCAAUUCUCAGUCAAUUUUGGAUUGGCACCGAUCGUUUCCAUUGGUUUACUGUGUUGUAGCUUGGCAAUAUCCGUUGCGAUGUACAGUCCCUGGAAGAUCACACUGGAGGUUUGAUGUUAGAACCAGUGCCUGAUGGAAUCAACACCAAAAUCAUCUACAGGAUAGUUGAGUAGCCCGUACUGAAGUGUGUCCUGUGCCAUCCCAGAAUCCAUUUCUGCAGAAGAACCUCCUUCUAUGUUGUAAUAAUUGGAGCCAAAUGUUGGCAACAGUUGUUUGCACUACUCAAAUGCUCUUACCUGUAAUGCAAAAUAAUGGAACAACUCUUUUUUUUUUU